AUGGCAGAGGGCGUUGAGAACUGUAACGGUUUACUGACGCUGGCAAAGUACAACUGCAGUUCAACUCUAGGCGAAGCGUGGUUUCAAGAGCUGGAAGUAGAACUGGGCAAAAUCAACUGGGACGUGGAGUUAGGCGAAAUGAAAAUAAGCUGUUAUGGCGUAAGAAUGGACACCUCCUGUUCUGCAGACGGUCAGCAAAUGGACCAGUGCGUGACUAAAGCCGACCGGAAGUCUGAGGGAAGAACGUUCGCCUUUCAUAAGUUCGUACGCUUAGUGGACGACGUCUAUUCGAGCGCGUUGUUUCGUUCGAUCACUACGCCGAUGUCUCAGGGCUCGUCACCAGUCCCACCGGUGACAUCAACAGAGGCGAUGACGAGGGCGGAUAACUACGGUGGGCGAAGACCAGCGAUCUGA
Messenger RNA from Soboliphyme baturini, 414 nucleotides. NCBI's taxonomy places the organism in Eukaryota, Metazoa, Nematoda, Enoplea, Dioctophymatida, Soboliphymatidae. The record is from the annotation of a GenBank genome assembly.